Molecule: messenger RNA, 2304 nt
Organism: Nelumbo nucifera (sacred lotus)
Lineage: Eukaryota; Viridiplantae; Streptophyta; Magnoliopsida; Proteales; Nelumbonaceae
Product: transcription factor bHLH144-like
Molecular function (GO): protein dimerization activity
Source: RefSeq, a predicted model, not a curated record
UUCCUAUUCUGAUCUCUCGCUGCGUGUGUUUUGCUUGUUUGCUUUCGCGAUCUCUAACAGUCAAAGGGCCAUCAAAUUCGCGGGAACAUAACGAAAAAGUUUGGAUUUUUAUGUUGAUUUGAGCUUCAUUUUUGGAUUCUCUAAGUCGAGAUCUUCUCAGGAACCCUAGGAAUUCUAUUGGAUUUCAACAGAAUAUGCAUGUUUUACGGCGGAGUCGAGCUUCAUUUUAACAUAUUUCGCUGUCGAUUUGUUUUAAGUUGGUCCUUUUUGUACCCAUUUUCUAGUUUGAGCUGAAAGAGUUGAUCAGUAUGCCGUGGACAUCUUCUUUUGUUAAUUACAGCAGGAACUGUGUCCGCUUGGUGGUGUUCUUCCGUGUCAUACUGUAAUAUUAGGGCUCCUGUCGGUUUUCUGGAUUACUGGUGCUGGUGAGAUACUUUGGAGUUCUGAAGGGAUUGUUUUUCACUCAUUUCGAUCUUAUUUACAAAGCGGUUUGGGCGGAGUGAGAAUGUACAUUGUGGUUAACCUGAAGAGAUAUCGAACAGUAAAGAAAGUCGGGAAAAUUACAAUGAAUGUGAGGAUCAUUGCGUGCUACCAAUUAAUGCAAGUUUGUCAGGCUGAGUACUUCCGCCAGCUGCUUAAGCCUGUUACGUAGUUCAGAUAUUACAGACUCUGGGAAAGAGGAAUUGACUGCCUUCUUGCUUUGUUAGUUUUUUAGAAGGCAGUAGCAAAAAUGAAGUAUUUGUAUUAGUUGUUAACUUGGAAUAGGCAGUUGUCUCGCCACCAUGGCAGUAGCAUAAGCGGCAUAAGCCCCUCCAAUUUAGUCUUCUCUUUAGCUUAGGAAACCUUGCUCUAUUCGAAACCAAACUACUGUGUUCUCAACACAAUCCUUGCAUCCAUCCAUUCACAUCCUGUAUUCUACUGUUUACUGUGACCAUUCAUGCAGAGUGACCAACACAUCUACCCUAAAAAGGUGGUAGCACCGCUCGCUUAUCAAGUGAGCAGUGGCUAUAUGUAUAAUGCCCCUGUUGCACCUGGCUUAGGUUCAACUCUACCACCGGGUGCAAAGCAGACAACAUCAUUUCAUGGGUUUGAAUUUCAACCUUCUGAAGUCUUUCCAAAGAACUUCAUCAUUUUUGACCAGACUGACAACAGAAGCCGGAUCAUGUUCCAUCCCACACUUGCCAACAAAUUUAAUUGCCCUGGAUUUGAUAUCUGUGGGGUUAACACCGACGAAAAUGGGGUGAGGAACAGGGACAACGGAGAGUUUUCCACUCCCCUCAAGGAGGACACAGAAGAUAUCAAUGUUUUGUUAAGCUUGGAAGAGGAAGAAGAGGAAGAUAGGGAUGAUGUCAGCACUGCACGAACUAAUGGCAGCUGCGGAAGCAGUUCUCCUGAUUCAUGCUCAACUUAUGGUUCAAAAACAAGCAAGCGAAGGUUGUCAUCAUCCAUCCAGAAGUCAUUUUCUGGCAGUGGUAGCAGCUGCAACAGUGAAAGUAAACGUCUGAGAAUGAAGAAGAUGAUGAAGGCACUGAAGGGAAUUGUACCUGGUGGUAAACAGAUGAGUACAGUUGCUGUUCUUGAUGAAGCUGUUAGAUACCUCAAAUCUCUGAAGGUAGAAGUAAAGAAGCUAGGGAUAGGGAAUUUCAAAAACUGAGCCAUAUCUCUACCACGGUAACUAAGAUUAAACUCUCCCUUCUUCUCCUUAUGAUUAUCAAUAAACACCGUCCUAUUAGGUUCUUUCUUCUCUCUCUCUCUCUCUCUCUCUCUCACCCCUUUUAUGGCAUGGAGGUUUUGGGAGAAUGAUGAUGACUGGGGGUCCGGUUGUACACAAGGUCGUCCGACAAAGGCUUAUGAUGCUUUUGGUGGUGGGGUGCCGUUGCUAGACGUAAGGGUGGUAGGUUCAAUUGGGUUGGGUGCGGUUGAGAGGGAAUUGUCGACUUUUAGACUUUACUCACUGACCUCUGUUUGGUUUGUUGUUAUUGGUCCUUUGAAUUAAAGGAAGGGGUGGGGGUGGGUUGAGGGAGUUAAUGUAAUGUGAAUGCUUUUCCUACAUUCUGUCAAAUCUCAUUUCUGGACUUUUGCCACUACUACUAUCUCCUUUAAUGCCAUGAUGUCCUAAAUAUCUUUCUUUUUAGUUUCUGGCAGACUCUAUUCUUCUUUUUAUCUGCCUUUAGGACAAGGAAAUAAGGAAUCUCUUAAGCAAUUCACCAAAUUAAAUAUCCUUUGCUCGCUUUAUGGUGUUUGGAAUCCAAAUCCAUACUAAUUUAAUAAGUGCUUUAAUGAGAAUUGAUUACUUUAUGUGGG